Messenger RNA from Strongylus vulgaris, 771 nucleotides. Lineage: Eukaryota; Metazoa; Nematoda; Chromadorea; Rhabditida; Strongylidae. The record is from the annotation of a GenBank genome assembly.
UGCGUUGAUUCUGAAAUGGAGCAUGCACCGGAGGGAGAAUGGAGUUGUCCUCAUUGCGAAGAGCAUGGACCUCCACCUCGGGAAGAGGAACCGGUCAAAGUCAACAUGGAAUAUUGCCGAAUAUGCAAGGGCACUGGAUCCCUACUAUGUUGCGAUAAUUGCCCUAGUUCGUUCCAUGCAUACUGUCUGAAUCCACCAUUGAAACAGCUACCUGAAGAAGAGUGGUUAUGUCCCAGGUGUACCAUUCCUGAGCCGAAACAACGUCCAGAGAAAAUUCUUUGCUGGAGAUGGAUCGAAAUUCCUUAUCCUGAUCCACUCGAAUUGAAGCCGGGCGAAGAACCAGAUAAAGAAGCUGCAAUGCUUUAUCCACCGCGUAAAAUGGAACCUCGUCGAGAAAGGGAGUUCUUCGUGAAAUGGAGGUAUAUGUCGUACUGGCAUUGCGAAUGGGUCAGCGAGACUCUCAUGGACGUCUACUUCACUGCGUUGGUGCGGAUGUAUUGGCGUAAAUACGACUCUGAAAAUCCGCCAAUCUUUGACGAGUCGACUUCUCAGCGACAUCACAAGGAUAGUGAUCCUUACGAACUUCGUGAAAAGUUCUACCAAUAUGGUAUUAAACCAGAAUGGAUGCAGGUUCAUCGCAUCAUAAAUCAUAUGCAGUAUGGAAAAACUCAGUUCGAUUAUCUUGUAAAAUGGAAGGAACUUGCCUACGAGCAAGCAACAUGGGAAAGAGAUGAUAUGGAUAUUGCGUACUAUGACGAAGCUAUCAAUAAG